UGGGUUCCUGGGUUCUGAUGUGGUCUUGCGAUGCAGCGUAGUGAGCCCAGACCACAUGUGUGUGUGUGAAUUUGAAGUGGGCUCGUGCGGGAAGCUUUGGAAUCCAGUGGACUCAUGAAGAUUUGGGUCCAGGAAUAGCGUCCUCAAUUAGAAAGUGUCUGGCCUCGAUGUUCUGGAUGGACCCAAUUGGAAAAAAACACACACAACGAGGAAGGAGUAGUAAUGUUUGUGAGGAUUAGAAUUUGUUCCAUAGAGAAGUCUUGCAUCUUCGAAGUUGGGUGUUCUUGGCUGUAGUGUGUGAUUUUUCAGGUGGAUCGCGGGGAACCCUUGUGAAGUCGUGCGUUCAAUACUUACGUCGAGGGAUCUAAAUAAUGCUUCUUCUUGCAUGUUUUGUUGCGGCAGAGAAUCAAGGAUCAAAAGGCUUUUAGGAUUUCAUAUGCUAGUAGUAACGUUUUAGGGUUAGGUCAUUUGACUGAUGCUGUUGGUUUCUGAUUUGAGCAAUCUCUCUGUCCAACGUGGGUUUUAAAAUCCAUGUUGAUUGUGGUUAAGUGACGUAUGGUAGUAGAAGCAUAAUUUCGCAGUCGUUCUUCCUCCAAGGGUUAGGCUUAGGAUUUUAAGAAUCGAUGAAAUUCCGGAAGUAGUUCGACCGAGAAAAUAUCGACAAAUGGCAGGUGAUGACGAGAGUGUGUGUGUAUACUAUGGCACACCAUUAGUGAGCGAGGUAGAGUUGAAUCCGCGAAAACGCAAGGCUGCCUUGGAUCAGGGCAAGGCUUGUCAAGUUGCUCCAUGGAACCAAGAGGUUACGGAUUCUGAAGGCCGCCGACGAUUUCAUGGGGCUUUCAGCGGGGGAUUUUCUGCCGGCUACUACAACACUGUGGGCUCUAAGGAAGGAUGGGCUCCAACGGCCUUCACCUCCUCUCGUCAGUCCCGAGCAGACAAGAAGUCACAAGCUGCCUAUGACUUCAUGGAUGAAGACGAAAAGGCGGAGUAUGAUGCGAAGAACUUGGAAGUACGCUCCGACUUUGACACUUUUGGGUCUACUGCUGCUGAAUAUGCACGCCGCCAAGCUGCGAAAGAAAUUGGUGACAGACCUUCAGCAAUUCCAGGGCCAUUAAUUGAUGAGAUUAUCGUCCCUGUAAAUGAAUCCACAGGUGUGAAGCUUCUGCGUUUAAUGGGAUGGAGAGGAGGAAGACAAAUUGGACCCAAGCAUAUUGCUGCCGCCUCAGGUGCUAAGAGGGAAGCUAGAAAAGCGAUGAUGUCCCUUGCUCAGAACGAGUCCAGCAGUAAAAUUUUACCUGGAACAGAAGAAUCUCUGGCAGUAGGUGAAGACGGACAACUUGCAGACGAGGAGGAUUUCGAUAUCGAAGUGCCUACAGCCACUCCUAACUUUGUGAUGAACCCCAAAAAGGAUCUGUAUGGACUUGGCUUUGAUCCGUUUAAAGACGCUCCAGAAUUUCGAGAGCGUAAGCGUGCUCGGGAAGAGGACCGGUCUGGUCAUGGUGGCUGGAGAGGUCAUGCUUUAGCGCUCAAGAGACCUAGCCUUUUUCGUCCAAAUGCUGGAAAAAUGGGAGCUGGGUUUGGAAUAGGAGCUUUGGAAGACUUGGGCGAUGAAGAUGAAGACGUCUAUGAUCAAGGUAUGGAGUUUGAAGUUCAAGAGUUGGAGGAUGAUGACAAACCACCAGAAAAGCCUCAGAAGUUGCUAUUAGAAGAUCCCCUACACAAGGGUAGCACCUUGCCAGGCUUUCAUCUCGCUAAAGAGCCACCUAAGAAGAAGCCAUGGUUUUCGCCACCGAUUAUUCCCAAGAACUUUAGUUUUGUUCAUAUAUUCAAUAACCCUCUAUGUUCUGAACGCUUGCAAGAUAGACCUGCACCUCCAGCUGCUCAGCCACCUGAUGAUCCAGAGCAAUGCAAGUAUAUAGAAGGAUUAGCGUCGUUUGUAGCGAAAAGUGGUCCACGUCUUGAGGAAAUCUCCAAAGAGAAGCAAAAGGAAAACCCCAUGUUUGGGUUUCUAUUUGGAGGUCCUGGCCAUGAUUAUUAUGUUCGUAGACUGUGGGAGGAAGAGCAAAAGCUUGUGAAGGAUGGCAAGCAACAGAUUCAAAUUGAUAAUGCUCAAAAUGAGAAAGCAGGGAAACAGUCAAAUUUCUCUUCUCGGUUGGCUGCUAACGAACGAGGCAGAAUGCUGGGGGAGAUACCAUUACCAAAAGGACCUGCAUCUGCACAGAGACUCGAUUCUCCAGUUGCCUCUAUGGUUGGAGCCGAUGACCGUGCGCGACUGCAGUCUGCUCUUUCGAGCACAUUCACAUCUACUUCCAGUGCUGGAGAAUCAGCUGGAAAUUUCCAACCGUUUAAGAAUGACCUUGCGAAGCAGAGUCGGUUUGAACAGUUUUUGAAGGGUAAAACAACUGGAGGUUUAUGGAAGCCAGUAAGCGGGGGGAGUGGCUUGUCUGAGGCUGAACGUUCUCAAGAAAUAUUCGAGUUUGAAACUAUCGCACGAAUGCAACAGGAAGGUCUUACACCUGACAAACGCUCCCAUUUGAAUGCUCCAGGCAAGCCUGUGCCGGAAUUGGUUGCCGUGAUGGGGAGUCGUUUUACAGCAGCGGGGAUUGAGACUACCACUACACUCGCGGAAGCCGCUGUAGGCAAAGAACUUGUCUUGCGAGAACUAGUCAAGAAGUAUCCGAUCAGGGAAGAAAAUUCUUGGAGGCCGGCUCCUUUGCUCUGCAAACGAUUUGACUUGCUAGAUCCAUUCGCUGGAAAGGCGCCUCCCCUACCAAAGCCUCGAAGUCGCACAGAAUCGUUCAUUCUUCUCACAAACCCUGUGGAAAGCAAUUUAGAGUUGCGACACCCACCUUCACAAGCAAACUUCACCCAAAAGUCCGUUAUCCAAGACCCCAAAAUAUCAGAAUCGGACGAAAGGUACGGAGAGGAGCUUGAACAAAUAAAUGAGAAGAUUGAACCAAUUCCUGAGAGACCAGUUGACUUAUACAAGGCGAUAUUUUCGGAUGACUCUGAUGAUGAUGACGAGUUGGCUGAACCUGCUCAACUAUCAGCACACGCGGGAGAUGCCAUGAAGCGUGCAGAAGCUGCUAACACAGCUCUAAACAGGCUCGUUGCUGGUGAUUUCUUAGAAUCGUUGGGAAAAGAACUUGGGCUGGAGGUUCCAGAGAUAACCCGACCAACUGGAGAUAGAGCUGAAGUUAAGGAAAGAGAUGGUGGUUUGGGAAGAAGUAAGAACAAUGAUGAAUACAGAAGGGGUGAAUCCAAACUACAAAGUAGCGCGCCGGUUGAAGUUGCUAGGGACCAGCGUGGCUUCUCCAUGCGCCAUGAAAAAUCUCCAUUGGGGCGUCAAUUGCACAAGAAUGGUACAGUUGUGGAGGAUGUGUAUCGGAGAGACUCGCAGCAGAGUUCCCGGGGGAAGGUGUUGCAGUCUGAUACAAAUGAAGCUUUGUUUGGUGUUAAAACUAGACGCCUGGAUGUUCCCGAUGCUCCAAGGAGGUGGGGAGAUGAUACGAGUAGUGCAAGACACACAGCAACAGGUAAGGAGGCCAAGGUCUCGCAUGUUCCUUCAACAGUAUCUCGAUAUGAUGACACAGAAUCUGAGUCGGACUCCGAUAAAGAGAAAGCCUUAGCAAAGCAGAUUCGUCGUGAAGAACGAAGAUUGAAGCGAGAGAAAGAGAAGAGGAAACACAAGCAUCGGAAAAAUCACUCCUCCGACAAAUCGGGCAAGACGAAGAAAGAAAAGAGCCGAGAGAAGGAAAGGCAUCAUCAUCGGAAACGCAAGCGUCAACGAACUGAAUCCUCUUCAGGGACCUCCUCCCCUUGAUUGAUUGCACCCUUUCACGACGCCGUGCUAAUGUUUUCCAUGUUUUGCACAUAAGCUUGGGAUGAAACUAGAGAUAAAUUGUAUUGAGGAUAUCACACCGCAUAUGUAGAGAAGUUUUGUCCCAAGUUGCUGGAGCUUCGUAGUGAUUGUGCUUUUGUAUACGUGGGGCUGUUAUCUAAGGAGACUUUGUACAAAGUGAUUGUUAAAAUUGAAAGUUUCUGGGGAUGUUGCUUCAAACUC
Physcomitrium patens is the source of this 4063-nucleotide messenger RNA. Its product is annotated as G patch domain-containing protein TGH. Gene Ontology annotation, molecular function: RNA binding. The record is from RefSeq and is a predicted model, not a curated record. Gene Ontology annotation, cellular component: nucleus. Gene Ontology annotation, biological process: mRNA processing. NCBI's taxonomy places the organism in Eukaryota, Viridiplantae, Streptophyta, Bryopsida, Funariales, Funariaceae.